Acanthosepion pharaonis is the source of this 516-nucleotide messenger RNA. The record is from the annotation of a GenBank genome assembly. NCBI's taxonomy places the organism in Eukaryota, Metazoa, Mollusca, Cephalopoda, Sepiida, Sepiidae.
AUGUUAAUUAUAAAAAUUAACACGUUACAAGAUUCAGAUAUUUUAUCUAUCUAUCUAUCUAUCUAUCUAUCUAUCUAUCUAUCUAUCUAUCUAUCUAUGUUCAUAUCGAUUUAUCUAACGCUAUUCAUAUCUAUCUAUGUUCAUAUCGAUUUAUCUAACGCUAUUCAUAUCUAUCUAUCUAUCUAUCUAUCUAUCUAUCUAUCUAUCUAUCUAUCUAUCUAUCUCUGUCCGUAUCUAUCCAUCUACCUAUCUAUCUCUGUUCAUAUCUAUCGAUCUCUGUUCAUAUCGAUUUAUCUAACUCUAUUCAUAUCUAUCUAUCUAUCUAUCUAUCUAUCUAUCUAUCUAUCUCUGUCCGUAUCUAUCCAUCUACCUAUCUAUCUCUGUUCAUAUCUAUCGAUCUCUGUUCAUAUCGAUUUAUCUAACUCUAUUCAUAUCUAUCUAUCUAUCUAUCUAUCUAUCUAUCUAUCUAUCUAUCUAUCUAUCUCUGUUCAUAUCUUCAUAAAUUGCACACAUUGA